Pieris rapae (cabbage white) is the source of this 2625-nucleotide messenger RNA. RefSeq names its product protein vestigial (gene vg). Lineage: Eukaryota; Metazoa; Arthropoda; Insecta; Lepidoptera; Pieridae. The coding region runs from base 316 to 1230 and encodes 304 amino acids. The transcript is spliced from 7 exons. Gene Ontology annotation, cellular component: nucleus. Gene Ontology annotation, biological process: regulation of transcription by RNA polymerase II. The record is from RefSeq and is a predicted model, not a curated record.
GCUUUGAACGCAUUCUUUGCGUCGUAUGCUCCGUGCUUAGCGAUCCGAUACUGCGCGAAGUGACCCCUGAAUCCUGAUCGGUGACCCAGUGAAGUGAUUGUGACAGUGUAGUGACCUAUGACUAAGUGAUUUACUUAACUUUUAAGGUAAUGGAUUGUUAGUUAAGUGUGGAUUUUAAUUUUAAGAUAAGCGUACGCGCCAGAGCGCGUUGCGCCAACACAGGGGCACGGUCAUUGUGUGUGGGGCACGAGCUGUUAGCGGGCACGGUCAGUAGGGUGCGGGUAGUGGGGGCAUGGGGCGCGCGGCGCGGGCGGGAUGGCGGUGAGCUGCCCCGAGGUGAUGUACGGCGCGUACUACCCCUACUUGUACGGCCGCGGCGCCGCCAGAUCAUUCCAUCACGCGCCGCACUUUCAGUACGAUCGGUUGAACGUCCAAAGUGCAACCAAUGCGGGGGACUACAGCGCUGCCGGUGCGCUUAGUACGGGCUCGGCGUCUUCCGGUGCGCACUCGCCCGCCUCGCCGCCACAUGCUCAUGGGCUGCAUACGGCCCACACAGCCCACGCAGCCCAUGCGGCCCAUACAGCACACGCGACUCACACGGCCCAUCCAACGCACUCAGCCCAUUUGCACGCGCAUCAUGCCCAUUCGCCAAGGUUGCGAACUAAGGAGGAAGAAGGACGAGCUAGCGCCGAUGGCGGCGGCUCAUCCGAGUCGGAGGGGGAAUGUGGGGCGAGUGGGCGUGCACGUGCGCAGUACGUCAGCGCCAACUGCGUUGUCUUCACGCACUACUCUGGCGACGUCGCGGCCGUCGUCGACGAACACUUCGCCAGGGCCCUUUCUAUUGACAAACCAAAAGAGGGUGUCCCGAUGGCAUCGCGAAACCUGCCCGCAUCGUUCUUCAACGCGGCGGCUUCGGCACCAUCAUGUUCAGGACUUGAUCUCUACGAAUAUGACCCUUGGCAUCAGCAUUAUGCUGGCUACGGUCACGCGGCACACAGACACGCGGCAGAAUACCAUGCGGCUGCAGCACACCACAACAUGGCGGCGGCAGGCUACGGCGGCCUGCUCCUCGGCCGGGGCUCCCUCCACGCGCAGUACAAACCCGUGGAGUGGGGUCACGCGCAUCACGCGCAGCAUCUCGACCCGGCUGCUUGCUCACCUUACUCCUAUCCUCCACCUGGCCUGGAAGCACAAGUGCAGGACACGUCUAAAGACCUCUACUGGUUCUGAGCGACUACGACUGGUCGCAAGUCGCAGCGGCUGAUCGCCGAUAAGUCGUUAGUGUGGUGAAGUGCGCGACAAAGUGAACUCUGAAGGCUGUAAAAGACAUUAGUUCUAGCUUUAGUUUUGUGGUGUGUUCUCGCAUUAGAUUAUAUUUUUGCUAAUCGAACAUACGAUUUAUUAAGACAAUAUUUAAAAAUACUAAAAUUAAUUGAGACAAGUAUACAAAAAGAAAGUGUUAAAGUGUAACAGAAAAAAUCAUUACAAAAAUCUAUUUCGAAGCGUACUAAAUCGUCCGAUACAGAAAAUUUUAAACGAAAAAUACAGAAACAUAUUUUAAAAUCGUUUUUGGUCGUUAUAAACAUAAACUGAGGUAAUUACAAUACAAUGGCGCGGCCAGGUGGUGGUCAAGCGGUCAGAGGGUCGCCGGUUCGAUUCCCGAUUCUUUUUGCGAAUUGACAGCUCGAUGAAUAAAAUAGUAGGAGCAGGUGGGCACGCGACUGUCACCUUUCACCAUUGGAGCGUGGAAUUCAUUGCUAUCCAUUAUGAGGAAUUAACAAUCAAAUGUUUUUAGACUAGGUAGAAAUAUAUGAUUUGUAGCAAAUUCGAUUGCGCUUAUAUAUUUUCUCAAAUUAAAAGAGACAAAUGUAAUACAUUUCCGUACUAAGAAACGAUUACGUAACAAUAAAAUAAAGUUUAAAAAAAAUGUUCUUUAUAAAUACAAUUCCAAGUUUUAAGAAGCUUAAAUCAAUUGCUAAUGAAUGGGGCAUUAAAGAUAUAGUAAAGUAAUCAAGCUAAAUUAAAGUCACCGAGUAAAUAUACACAAUAAACAAUUCAUACGCUUGAAAUUCCAGGAAAUGAUUAAAGAACUUUAAAUAUAAUCUAAUGCGAGAACAGGUGCAACAUAGCUAAUGCAGUAGAUAUAGACAUAUGUAAAUAUAUAUACCUGAUAUAUAUCUAAGCUAGUCUAGUGUACAUAGAUAAGAUUAGUUAGAUAAUGGAGGACCGGCGCAUAAUAUUUGUUUUUCCGUUUACGUCUUGAGCAAAGAUCUGGGGCCUACCAUAAUUCAUGCUGUACCUACGGAGAAAAUUGGCACGUUUGACAUUUCUCUAGCUUACGCGAAGGACAAGAAAAUCAUUGUUUUUAUUUUUUUCAGAUUUUAGUAUCCGUUGACCACAAGUCAUAACACUGAUUUAAUUAAUUGAUAGUAUGAAUUAACCAAUCUCUUAUUCUUUUAUGGUAGAACCCAGUCUUUUUGCCUCUUCUGCGUCUUAAAUUGAUGAUAAAUUUAUGUCUGGCUAUAACUUAUUUAGAAUUAUACCGAUCAACUGAUGUAAUACAUAUACAGUUAAGUAGUUAUACCACGUAAUGUUAUGAAUGUGCAAUAAAUGUAUAUACCUAUA